Filobasidium floriforme is the source of this 1715-nucleotide messenger RNA. RefSeq names its product putative activating enzyme URM1. Gene Ontology annotation, biological process: protein urmylation; tRNA wobble position uridine thiolation. The coding region runs from base 96 to 1643 and encodes 515 amino acids. Gene Ontology annotation, molecular function: thiosulfate-cyanide sulfurtransferase activity; adenylyltransferase activity; URM1 activating enzyme activity. The record is from RefSeq and is a predicted model, not a curated record. Lineage: Eukaryota; Fungi; Basidiomycota; Tremellomycetes; Filobasidiales; Filobasidiaceae. The transcript has 5 exons. Gene Ontology annotation, cellular component: cytoplasm; cytosol.
CUCUGUCAUCAUCCUCUCUCAAUCGUAUCGCUGCUGUGAUCGAACUCCUCCACACUGCUGGACCCGUAUCCGAGGAAAAGAGUACCGGUCAAACCAUGCAAGAACACACUUCCCUCACGCUAGAAGAAUACAGGCGAUACGGCCGUCAGAUGAUCCUCCGCGGUUUCGGUCUGCCAGGCCAGCUCAAGUUGAAGAACGCCAAAGUCGCCGUGAUAGGGGCCGGUGGACUGGGUUGUCCAGCGCUGCAAUACCUCGCCGGAGCCGGUGUAGGAACGAUAGGGAUAUUCGACUUUGAUACCGUCGAAGCGUCAAACUUGCACCGACAGGUCUUGCAUACCACGGCCCGGGUGGGCGAGUACAAAGCAGAGUCUGCAAAGGCGGCGUUGACGAGCCUCAACCCGCACAUCACCAUCAUCACGCAUACCUGCCCCCUACUCCCUUCGACCGCCCUCUCCCUCUUGGCGCCUUACAACCUCGUGCUGGACUGUACCGACCGCCCCCAGACUCGAUACUUGGUCAACGACGCUUGUGUGAGGUUGGACGUACCGCUCAUCAGCGGAGCAGCUAUCGAAUGGGCUGGGCAGUGGUGCGUCUUGGGAGGGUACCAUCAGGGUGGAUUACCUAUUCCUGCAGCCGAGUCUCGGAGGGAAGAUGGUGAUCACAAGGGGAUUGGUCGAGCGACUUGGCCAGCACCCUCGCUACCAACCGGCUCGAGCGAUCAAAUGUCACCACCACCGACACCCACCCCUCGAACCCGUCGACCGUGUUACCGCUGCCUCUUCCCCCAACCUCUCGCCAACACUUCAGGUAACGACCGCUCAGGCACUUGCGAAGAAGAAGGCGUCUACGGCCCCAUCGUCGGCGUCGUCGGCGUCCAAAUGGCAGCCGAAGCCAUCAAGGUCGUCUUGGGCGUCGACGACCCUCUGCCAAGGUUGAACCUGAUCUCCAUGUCCCCCGCGCUUACUGCGGACCCAGCGAGCACGAGCACGCCGUUCAGGUCUAUCCGGGUCAGGGGACCUUCGGGCAAGUGUAAGGCCUGUGGGGAGGGGCCGGGGGUGGUCGUAGGGGAUGAUCUUGAGGCGGUGGGGUAUGACGAGUUUUGUGGGGUGCGCAAGACGUACGAUCAGUACGCGGGCGAGGGCGAGGACAAGGUGGAUGUGAUGGGGAAAAGGACGACCACGCAGGCGAGCGUGGAGAGGAUCUCGGUGCAAGGUCUGAAAGACGGGUUUUAUGAUGGACGGAUACCGGGUGGAUAUGUUACUUCGCUCGAUCCCGUCUCGCCGGAAAGGUCAGGGAGAAGUGAAGAAGGUGACGGGAAGAAGGUAUUGGUCGACGUCCGGGCGGAGCUCGAGUAUGGCUUGUGUGCAUUACCGGGGUCUACAAAUAUCCCGAUGAAGGCUUUUCUCUCGGACCCGAUCGGCCGACUGAGAUCUAUCAGCCAGACCGCACACCUACCUUCCGAAGUCUAUUUCAUGUGUCGGAGAGGGAACGACAGCUUGAUCUCGGCCGAGGCGCUCAGGGCGGCUUUGAGCGAGAGCGAGAGUGAGGCAGGGAAGGCGGUUGAGAGGUGUCGAGUCAAAGAUGUCGUGGGUGGCGUACGUGCUUGGAGUGACCAGGUCGAUCCUACGUUUCCCAUGUACUAGAUUAACAUGUGUUGACGAUGUGGGUGUAUAUGCUCACGUCACUCGGUCAUCGGGAGUUACGUAACCGGAGGC